Exserohilum turcica Et28A is the source of this 1073-nucleotide messenger RNA. RefSeq lists its product as uncharacterized. The record is from RefSeq and is a predicted model, not a curated record. Bases 26 to 832 code for a protein of 268 amino acids. The transcript has 2 exons. NCBI's taxonomy places the organism in Eukaryota, Fungi, Ascomycota, Dothideomycetes, Pleosporales, Pleosporaceae.
CCCCCUCGCCCGCGCCCCGUUGACCAUGAGUGCAGACGCCACACGCAGCGCCCCAGACGAGGAAACGCCUCUUCUCGGCCGAGAUGGGCCCGCCGGCGGAAAGUCGGCCGUGGGCUCUGUGCAUCGAGCAAGGCGCUACCUGCAGAGCAAUGUCAACAGGAACUGGGCCGACGUCGUCUUGAUCCUGUGUUAUGCCAUUACAGGCCUGCUCGACAGCUCUGCUGUCUUCAUCUGGGGCUCCUUUGUGAGCAUGCAGACGGGCAACACCGUCUAUCUCGGCCUGGGCCUCGUCGCGCCGUCAGAGGGCGUCCGCUGGAUCAAAGCAGGCACCUCAAUUGCUGCUUUUUGUCUGGGCUCCUUCUGCUUCGCACGCUUCCAUCGCUACUUUUCGCCGGCCAAGCGAUGGGUCCUGAUUGCGUCAUAUACGUUCCAAAUGAUGCUCAUUGUUGUCGCAGCAACCAUUGCAACCUUUGGCGAGAAUGCAAACGACGGCCUGCACUGGCAGGUUCUUGUGCCUCUUGCCUCGGUCGCCUUCCAGUCCAGCGGCCAGGCCGUCACGUCGCGCGCCUUGAAGUACAAUGGCCUAACUAGCGUCGUCCUGACCAGCAAUUACUGCGACUUGUUUUCCGACCCGGACCUCUUCAACAUGUCCAACGUCGAGCGCAAUCGCAGACUGGGUGCGCCGCUCGCCCUGCUCAUCGGCGCAUGUGCCGGCGGAUUGUUUGCGCAUAGCAGCGUAGGCCUCGCUGGCUCUCUGUGGACUGCAGCUGCACUCAAGCUCAUGGCUGUUUUUGCAUGGAUGCUGUGGAAAUCGGAGAAGGUUCAAGAGUAGGAUGGGCAGGGAAACUGGGACGUGUCGGAGUAUUGAACAUGUUGGCCUGUCCAUUUCCUCGAUAGCCACUACUGUAUUUGGGCGAGUCCUUUUGACUACAUCUACAAGGCUACAAUAUUUGCAUAGAGCGGACCGUUAUACUUAGACGUACGCUAGUUGGUUAGACUUGUGUCUAGAAGAAGAAGAAGAAGAAGAAGAAGAAGUUAGAUAGCAAUUCCACCAAGCAGUUGUUAGAACCCUC